AUGGAGGAGGUGACGGAGCUGGAGAUGGGGGGGAACUCCCUGCUGAAGGCCGUGUGGCUCGGCCGGCUGCGGCUGACCCGGCUGCUGCUGGAGGGCGGGGCUUACAUCAACGAGAGCAACGAGAAAGGGGAGACCGCCCUGAUGGUGGCCUGCAUCACCAAGCACGUCGACCAGCAGAGCAUUAACAAGGCCAAGAUGGUGAAGUACCUGCUGGACAACAGAGCAGACCCCAACAUCCAGGACAAGUCUGGGAAGACAGCCCUCAUGCAUGCCUGCAUUCGUGGUGCGGGAGGGGACGUGGUGUCCCUGCUGCUGGACAAUGGGGCAGACCCCAGCCUGGAGGACCACUCAGGAGCAUCUGCUCUGGUCCAUGCCAUCAACGCCGACGACAAGGACGUGCUGCAGCACCUCCUGAACGCCUGCAAAGCCAAAGGGAAGGAGGUGAUCAUUAUCACCAUGGACAAAUCGGCCUCAGGUACCAAGACCACCAAACAGUACCUGAACGUUCCCCCCUCAUUGGAGUUCAAAGAGAGGGACCCCGAAAAGGAGUGCCCAGCACCCUUCAGCACCCACUUGAAAGCUCCCAUCUCAGCACUUUCCCCAGCUGAGGAGAGCAGCAUCUUCACCCCACAUCCGUCACACUCCAGGGACGUGCCCUGUGCUGGAGGCACUGAUGACCCCCCAUCUCCAGGCCAGAGGGCUGGGGUGCCCAGGAGAGCCCGCCUGCCCCAGCUGAAGCGGCUGCGCUCCGAGCCCUGGGGUCUGGUGGCACCCUCUGUCCUUGACAACACUCGGGGCUGUAUGGACGACGAGGUCAUCAUGGGCAUCAGUGAUCUCUCACUCUCCAAGAAGGCUCCCCUUGCCCGGGGCAGCAAGGAUCCCUCACUCUUCCCACCAGUAGAUGAGCAGGCGCUGAGGACACCGGCGAGGAAAGCAGCCUACGAGAAGAGCCAGGCCAUCCAGCAGCGCCUCCCCCGCCGGAGCACGGUCCCCGAAGAGCUGGAGAACGUUGGCUCCGUGGCUCUGGACGCCCUGCACCGCUGCAGGUUGGGUGCUGAGCACUGCGACCCCCAGCUCUCUGGUGUUCCCGAGGCAGGAAAGGUGCCAUCGGGCCGUAGGAAGCUCAGCGGGUCCCACCUGGCUUUGCUGGAUGGUUCAUGGGAGUCCCUGGAUGGUGUCACAAACACAUCCCCCGGCACCGUCCGGCGCCGACCGCCCGGCUUGCUGGAGAGGAGGGGGUCCGGCACCCUGCUGCUAGACCACAUCUCCCACACCAGGCCAGGCUAUUUGCCACCUCUGAACAUCAACCCCAGCCCCCCCAUCCCCGACAUCGGCUCCAACACCAAAGCCUCCUCCCCGCUCGCUGCUGGCAUCAAGUCCCUGCAGCCGGUGGCUCCCGGCGAGCUGCGAGCGCGUCGGAAGCUGCUCCGGAGACACUCAAUGCAGGCGGAGCAGAUGCGCCAGCUCUCUGACUUCGAGGAGAUCGUAGCCCAGUAG
Indicator indicator is the source of this 1497-nucleotide messenger RNA. It is a transcript of the gene ANKRD34C, whose product is annotated as ankyrin repeat domain 34C. The transcript has a single exon. The record is from RefSeq and is a predicted model, not a curated record. The coding region runs from base 1 to 1497 and encodes 498 amino acids. Gene Ontology annotation, molecular function: protein binding. Lineage: Eukaryota; Metazoa; Chordata; Aves; Piciformes; Indicatoridae.